UAGGUCAUUUGUGUCAACAUCUCUCUCUCAUCACAAAACCAUGCAAAAGAAGAGACAGAGAUUUAAACACAUGUGAAACACCCCGAACUCUGUUGAUAAUCAUUAGGGGCUCUGGUUUUUGCUGGGCCCCAAGCUUUCCUAUGUAAAUGGGGAAUAUUUCCGUACCAUAAAUAGAAAAAAAAAAAAAAACCAGUUAUUUAUCUAUUUCUCUGAGAUCUUCAUGGAAACCGCAAUGCCCUUCCCUUCAUUAACCACUUUUGGUUUUUCCUUCCUUUUGAUCUGUCACCACUGUUUAUAGUUUAUUUUUUCUGGGUUUUUUGUGGUUUUCUUAUGUGAUAAUUCAUUGGGUUUCUUCUUUCGUUGAAUUUAAAGGAUUGAAGAUGCCUUAUCUAUGCAUUUAAUUUUUAAUGUUUAUUUCUGAUCGCCGAAAUCAUCAUAAUUGUCAGGAUAAUAUGGAUAAUGAUGUCCUUUUUAUUGAAAUGAUCAAUGUUUUAUAUCGGGCUUUUCUCAUAGUUUAAGGCCAUUCGAUAUCUUUCUAAUCCCUGAUUUCUCUCUCUGCAUUUGUUUCCUAUUUUCCUUUUACUGUUGGGCUCUUAUUGUUGCUCAAAUCCAGCAUUUGGAUGCGAAUGAGCCGACACUGGUUUUUCUAGGGUUUUUAAUGGGUUUCUGUUUCUUGGGGUUUUAUGGAUUUUGAAAGACUGGUUUCUCCCAUGUUUUAUUUCAAUCUUAGUGACGUUUUGACAGGUUAGUAUAAUUGUUUUCGCCAUUUGUUGGUAUGCUGAGAAAGUUAUGUUAAAGAGGGCUGGUUCUCUAUUUCUUCCCCAUCUAAGGGUUAAAACUCCUCUCUAUUCUGUACUUUCUGAUCCUGCAACUAUUGGUUGCGGAAUGGCUCUGAACCAACAUCACAUUUCUUCAAAUUUAUUGCGCUCUGAUUAUAGUUUCUUAACUAACAACCCAAGGAAGUUCUAUAGUGUUGGAAGGAUUAAUGGGAAUUGCAGGUUAAAUUUGAAGAGUUAUUUUGAUCACGGGUUGUUUAUUAAUGGAGGUUUCGGCAAGAUGCCUCCGCAUAAAUUGGCUUAUGAUUCAAAGAUUGCCAUGAAUUGUUCUGUUAAAUCCACUGUGAAGGUUGAUGAGGCGGUGGAGACAAAACCCAUUAAUGGGUUUGGAGAUUUUGAGCAUCGAAGUCCAUUGAGAUUUCUAGACAGACCCAUGCCUCAAAAACUGAAUGUCGCUGUAGAUGUAGAUGAGGUUCUUGGCAGCUUCCUUUCAGCUUUAAACAAAUUCAUUGCUGCUCGCUAUGCUUCAAAUCACUUGGUGUCAGAGUACCAUGUGUAUGAGUUUUUUAGGAUUUGGAAUUGUUCUCGGAGUGAAGCUGAUAUCCGAGUUCACGAAUUUUUUACAACACCAUACUUUAAAACAGGGAUCCAUCCUAUUCCAGGUGCUAGAAGGGCAUUGAUGAACAUGUCAACUUAUUGCAAUUUGUCAGUAGUGACAUCACGUCAAAAUGCCAUCAAGGAUCAUACAAUUGAAUGGAUCGAAAAGCAUUAUCCAGGGUUGUUUCAGGAGAUUCACUUCGGCAAUCACUUCGCUUUGGACGGAAAAUCACGACCCAAAUCAGAAAUUUGCCGGUCACUAGGAGCACAGGUCUUGAUAGACGAUAACCCACGAUAUGCAUUGGAAUGUGCUGAAGAGGGCAUGAAGGUUCUACUUUUUGACUACGAUAACACAUACCCUUGGUCUAAAACUGGUUCAGCAACUUCGCAUCCUCUGGUCACCAAAGUUCAUAACUGGCAAGAAGUUGAGCAACAAUUGACUUCAUGGGUACCAUCCUAAGACCUUAGAAGAUCUGGACUCAUACAAAACAAAGCAAGCUUGGAGAGAUUGGAAAUCGCUCACUUUUCUCCUUUGGCUUUGAUGAAAUGCCUUUAUCUCUAAUUUGCACAAUCACGUUGUGGUGGUGUUAGAAUGAUCGAGCUUGAUGCCGCUUUAUUUUGCAACAAAUUGAACAGUUAAUAGGCCACAGAGGAAUACACAUCAAGGAUUUUGCUGCAAGUUAUACCUAUAUAGGAUGCAUUUGAACGUAAUCUCUCUCCCCCUCUGAGGAACCCAAGGCUGGGUUUAACAGGAUCAACUCACUGUCGUGAAUUCCCUUUACCUUUUACGGAAUACACCAUUAUUAAACGAUGAGGACAUUUGCAUGUCUGUGUAACAUUUUAUAAUCUUGGACGUAUCAUUGUAUGCGGUGUAUAUUGUCUCUCUAACUUGGACAACAUAAUGAAUAAGAUGAGCCUUUUUGUGGUGGUGAA
This is a messenger RNA of Amborella trichopoda, 2306 nucleotides long. RefSeq names its product Haloacid dehalogenase-like hydrolase (HAD) superfamily protein. The record is from RefSeq and is a predicted model, not a curated record. Gene Ontology annotation, molecular function: 5'-nucleotidase activity. Lineage: Eukaryota; Viridiplantae; Streptophyta; Magnoliopsida; Amborellales; Amborellaceae. Gene Ontology annotation, biological process: deoxyribonucleotide catabolic process.